Molecule: messenger RNA, 592 nt
Organism: Vigna unguiculata (cowpea)
Lineage: Eukaryota; Viridiplantae; Streptophyta; Magnoliopsida; Fabales; Fabaceae
Product: metallothionein-like protein 4A
Molecular function (GO): zinc ion binding
Source: RefSeq, a predicted model, not a curated record
UAUGUAAUGUAAACACCCAACAAGCAUAAGCAUAUAAGCAUAUUUUGAGAGUGAGAGAAAAUGAGUGACAGAGGUGAAGUGAGAGGGGUGGGAGCCUGUGAUAACACCUGUGGCUGCACAGUUCCAUGCCCUGGUGGUUCUUCUUGCAGGUGCAGGAGUGCUGGGACUACAGCGGGAGGGGGUGAUCACGUGACAUGCACGUGCGGAGAGCACUGUGGAUGCAAUCCAUGUUCAUGUCCCAAAACUGCAGCAGCUGGAAGUGGAUGCAGAUGUGGUUCAGAAUGUGCCUGUGUCUCUUGCCGCAGUUAGAUAACAUCAUAGUUUAAACCAGAUAUAAGAUAUAAGAUUAGCCCUAAUAGAUGGUUUCUAGUAUUGGAUAUAUCUACGAAGGUAAAAGGUGGUUGGUUACAUAAGUCAUAUGUUAAGGUUUUUCCUUAUGCAGUAGGCAUAACAUGCUGCUAUGUUAUGCCCAGUUCUACUUGAAAACGAUCAAUCAUAAAUAAAAUAUAUGUAUUAAGAGAAAUGCAUGUUUUCUUUGCUGUGAAUUUAAUGAAGGUGCAUGCACCAGUGCAAUAGUGUUGUUUAGAUUUAA